This is a messenger RNA of Acanthoscelides obtectus, 814 nucleotides long. The record is from the annotation of a GenBank genome assembly. Lineage: Eukaryota; Metazoa; Arthropoda; Insecta; Coleoptera; Chrysomelidae.
GUUGUCAUGACGCAUGCGCCAUAAGCAAUUACAGCCACACCAAAAAAGUACAUUUAAAUGAAUCACAUGUUACAAUACAGCAAUUGACUGAAAGGUUCAUUAAACACCGUAAAGUGAUAUCAGUACUAUCUGGUGUGUUAUGACAAGCCCCUUUACAUAAUGCACUACUCGAAAAUCUGCUUUGGAAUGCCUAGAUAAGUGCAAUUAAAAACUAUAACCAAAUGUCUACAGAUUGCUACAAAUUUUGACUACCAUACCUGUUUCCACUGUUACCCCAAAAAGGUCUUUUUCAAGCCUAUGGAGACUGAAAAACUAUUUGCGAAACACAAGGAGUGAAAACAGACUGAACGGUUUGGCCCUUAUGAACACUCACUAAGAGACUGAAAUUGAUGCCGACGAAGUAGUGGAUAUAUUUAAAAAGAAAAACAGACAAUUAAUUUCAUAAUAUUAUACUUGAUCAAAACUUUGGGGUAGAUGAUGGCAGUGUACGCUACCUUGCUGCUCCAAACAAGUUGGAAGGGUUCAGAAACGUCGCAGGACCCAACGUCAACCAGUCUACACCAAAGAUGGAAUUUUCAUCAAGACGGGAAGGGAUGUAUGCGAUUGUUCCGAAGAAACCUGUCCAGGAUGUUUCUUUCCCUGCAGCAGAUGCAAAUCACAAAAGUGUGGACCUGUCUGUCGUAACGGUAGGAUGUACUGCUAUGAGAUCGUGAAGGAAGAGUUCUUGUAUUAAGAAUAUCUAAAGCUAUGAAUGUAUCAGGCGUUGUCACCUUGAAGAGAGCUUUUUGUUAAUAUAUGAUUAAAGUUUCACAAA